GAAGAACUUAAAAAUACGUUUUUAAAUAAUACAGAAGUCGUGUCCUUUAAUCAGUAAAAUGUUAUCAAUAUAAUUUUUUUAACUUAAUUUUGUGGCAGUAUCGUUCGUGCGCAGUCCCAUAGUUAUGAGGUUUUAGUACAGCACAAAAAAGAAACACCGAAACGGGCGGUUUAUUUAUUUACACUUUACCAGCAUCCAGGGAGAUAAAGAGAUACAACGGUUACUGUGCGUGUUAAUCCUAGUCAUCGUCUGUAUUUUGACAUUCAAUGGUUUGCCUUCAACAGGUUCGCCAAGAUAAGAUAGUUCACCUGUGAAGCAAUAAGCUAGCAAACGUACAGCUCUACGAACGACGGGAGUGAUUGAUCUUCAGUCGCCAGCAAGAUGUCUGGUGAUGUUGCUGUGGAAACGGCUGCCCGGUACGACAACUACCGACUGUACCGCGUAGACCUCGCGACGGACGAUCAUGUGCAGCUGUUUCAGCAGCUGGAAGCUAAGAGCGAUAGCUGUACGUUUUACGGCCAUGCACGUCAACCCGGCCAGCAGCUAACGAUCAUGGUGUCCGCUAGCAAGGUAGCUGAUUUUGAGGAUCUGCUCACACUACACUCGGUUAGUGGUCGUGUGCUGGAGCGAAAUGUGCAGCAGCUGAUUGAUCGUGAAGCAACCACGGUUAAACCGGUCACAACCGACCCGGCCGAGAUGGGUUGGGAACACUACUAUCAACUGGAAACGAUUUACGCCUGGAUGGAUUCACUUGCCGCGCGGUAUCCCGAGUUUGUAAGCACGCUCGAGAUUGGGACCAGCUACGAGGGUCGUCCGAUCAAGGGCGUUAAGCUGUCGCGCCGGCCGGACAGUAAAGCGAUCGUGGUCGAGGGUGGCAUACAUGCGCGGGAAUGGAUAUCACCAGCCACGGCCACCUAUCUGCUGCACGAACUAAUCACGUCGACGGAUCCAACCGUCCAGGAGCUCGGCACAGCGUACGAUUGGUAUUUCUUCCCGAUCGUUAAUCCGGACGGGUAUCGGUUUACCUUUACCGGCGAUCGGCUAUGGCGCAAAAAUCGCAAACCGUACGGACUCUGCCGGGGCGUAGAUCUGAACCGCAACUUCGACAGCAACUGGGGCGGCAUCGGUUCGAGCGACGAUCCGUGCAGUUACGACUUUUCCGGCAGCGGUCCCUUCUCCGAACCGGAAUCGGUCGCGAUUGCAAACUUUGUACGGGAGCACGUUGGUCCGGCCCGUAUCCGGACGUACAUUGCGCUACACUCCUACUCCCAGCUGCUCAUGUUUCCGUACGGUCACACGGCGGAAAAGGUGCCGAACUACGCCGAUCUGCAGACGAUCACGGCGAAAGCGCUCGAUGCGCUGACGGCGGUAAAUGGGACGGCGUUCCGGGGCGGCAGCAAGUACGAAACCAUCUACCCGUCCAGCGGUGGUUCGAUCGAUUGGGCGUAUCAGCCCGGUGGCGUACCGGUGUCGCUUACGUUCGAGCUGCGCGGACCGCCAGACUCGACCGAUAUGUUUAUCCUGCCGGCGGACCAGAUACUGCCGGUUGGGCGCGAAACGCUCGCUGCGUUCGUCGCGAUUGUGCGUGAAGCGGCACGGCUCGGUUACUACGCUAGCUAGCUGCCCGGUAUGGUUUUAGAGGAGAAAUAAAAAUAUCUUCGCGACACAGCACGCGCACCACACUGGUGCGAUCGAUCGAUCGGGCGCGCAAGGCUAAAUUUAUACGCGAAUUUGAUUGAUUGAGCUGGUUUGUUUGCAACGCGAAAGUGAGUGUCGUGAUAACGCGAAACGUUGAGGUGAAAAUUGUUGCUAAAGUUUAACCGGAAGCGAGCAACACCAUUACUAUGGAGAA
Molecule: messenger RNA, 1852 nt
Organism: Anopheles stephensi (Asian malaria mosquito)
Lineage: Eukaryota; Metazoa; Arthropoda; Insecta; Diptera; Culicidae
Product: zinc carboxypeptidase-like
Exons: 3
Coding region: 382-1620 (412 amino acids)
Biological process (GO): proteolysis
Molecular function (GO): metallocarboxypeptidase activity; zinc ion binding
Source: RefSeq, a predicted model, not a curated record